GAUGCUAUUAAUAGCCACUCCCUUCGUGACACACUUCGCGACUUAACCUACUGCCUUAUCUAUGUCUAUGCAAUAAUUAUACAGUUGCAGUAGUUGGCGGAAAGAUGCUAUUUAAAGCCACCUUCCUUGGUUACACACUUCGCAUUCCCAAUUUGGUAUCAGAAAACUAUUACUUCAUUUGGAAACAAGUGUUUCUCUUGUCUUCUCUUCACUUUUCUUGUGUUGUCCAUCUGCAGCAGCAAUGGCUGAGGCCCGGAAGCAGCUAAACCUGGUCAUGGCCCCUUCAUCCUCACUUGACCACAUCACUAUCUUCCUUGAGCUCUCCAACAAACUCGCACUCCUAGGCCAUCGAAUCAACUUUCUGCUUCCCAUCACCGCUCGAGACAAGGUGGCGGCCCAGCCCAACGAAUUUCCGGACCUCAUCACUUUUCACCCAAUCGGCGACGUAGAGAAAGCACAUCAUCAUCGUCCAACCGGCGACGUCCCAGGCUUCGUGGGCUCUUUCAUUUCGCGUGGGGUCGAGGUAGUGGAAGAUGUGUCCGCUGAGUUCAUGGGCUGCACGGCCUCCGCGAAAGACCAGGCCCGGUCCAUCCUGUACAAGACGAGGCCCGAUUUUGUGGUCUAUGAUUCGCAGGCCCAAGGUGUGGGAUUCGUGUUAGGGUUGAGGAACGUGACCGUGGAAAUUUUGUCCGUGGACUCGAAGACGACGCUCUGUGUCGUCCCGUCGAUGAAGGCCUCGCCUGCGGAUGUUCCCGAGGGCGCCUUUGCCAACGAUUAUCUCACGUGGGGGCAUUCAGGCCUCGGAGUGGAAUAUGGAGAAGGAUCCGGAGAACCCUUGAAAUCGAGCGGGACUCCGUCGGCCCUGGAACAUAUAUUCUGCAACUACGUGGAGGAGCACUACGGGAAAUUGCUGUUGACCCAUGGGCCAGCGACGUAUGGGCCGGGCCUCGAGGAUAAAUGGGCCGCAUGGCUGGAUAAAUUCCCUCCGGGUUCGGUUGUUUACUGCGCUUUCGGGAAAGAAGUUUAUCUCCCAAAACACCAAUCUCUAGAGCUUCUCAGGGGAUUCGAGUUAUGCGGGCGCCCAUGUCUGGUGGCACGGAGGUCGUUCGAAGAAGUGACGGUAUCGAAAGGUUUGGAGGAAAGCAAGGUGAUGGUGUACGAUGAGUGGUUUCCACGACCGUAUAUUCUGAACCAUCCGUCCGUGGGUUGUUUCGUCACCGAUUGUGAGCUUGGAUCUGUGUGGGAGGCUUUUCUGAGUGAGUGUCAAAUCCUGUUAAUCCCUGGCUUUGGUAAACAACAUGUUCUGCCGGCGAAGUUGAUGGCAGAGGAGCUGAAAGUGGCGGUGGAAGCUGAGAAGGAUGAGAUUUAUGGAUUGAUAAGCAAGGAGAAGCUUUGCGAGAGUAUUGAUAUGGUGAUGAAUGGAGAGAGUGAAGUCGGGAAGCAGGUGAGAAUGUACCAUUUGACGUCGAGGGAAGGUUUGGUUCAUGGGGACUUGAUUGAUCACUCUGUGGAGCGGUUUGCCAACAAGCUGAUUCGGGAUCUCCAAGGAAAAUCUCCCUCGACUAAGGAUAAUCCAAUUACUUUUGGGUUUUGAUUUUAUGUUCUGAUGAGAAUUUCCGAUGAGCGAGUCAGAAUGUAAUGAUAUGUAUGAAUAAUGAUGAAGUGUCUAUCUGUGAUUUUAUUUUUGUUUUGAUUCCUGAAAGCUGGUGCAUUCAUGUAGUUCUUUGUUUCGUGAAUUGCUGUAUCAAUAAAGGAGCCAAUGCUUU
Molecule: messenger RNA, 1766 nt
Organism: Linum trigynum
Lineage: Eukaryota; Viridiplantae; Streptophyta; Magnoliopsida; Malpighiales; Linaceae
Source: the annotation of a GenBank genome assembly